Acaulospora morrowiae is the source of this 1293-nucleotide messenger RNA. Lineage: Eukaryota; Fungi; Glomeromycota; Glomeromycetes; Diversisporales; Acaulosporaceae. The record is from the annotation of a GenBank genome assembly.
AUGAGGUCAAUGAUAUCGACCCAACUACCAACAAUAAUCGUUUUCCUUGCACUCUCUGCAAUCUUGUCACCGGUCCCGGCACAAAAAUGUAUAGAUCAACCUAACCCCUUUAAACCUUAUGAUUUUACUCGCGUAGACUGUAAACUUGUGACCGAACGAAGUGUUGCCAAAAGAGACAAUUAUGUCAAUGAUACCACGACAACGAACAUGUUCGAAAUCGCAGAGUUCCAUUGUACCGGUAACAACACGGCUUUGUGUGACAACAUGAAGAAAUCGUUUGAGACCGCCGGACAGAUGAUCUCACAAGUCUUUUGUCUGAAAACUCCGAUAAAGUUGAAUGUCUCUUGCUUGGAUUUUUGUAACGGUCUGAGUGAUUGCUCUGAUGAAAGAUUCAUUGAUUUGGGUUUUGCCAGACCGGUGAGAAGUAUGCUGAUGCAAGACGACGACGGUGUCACCAGAUUCUACCCUCAGGCCCUCGUGAAACAAUAUCAAAUGCAGACCCAUCCAGAGUUUACGUCUAUCGACAUCACGGCCACGUUUAAUACUCAAGUAAAAUGGUGGUUUCGCCAAGACCAAAGGCAAAUCGGAGAGAAAGAAUUUGAUUUUUUGACCGUAUGUUUGCAUGAAUUAUUUCACGGAUUAGGUUUUCAAAGUUACUGGAGUGAUUGGCUGAACCCUUCCAACGCCUCUGAAGCCCUCACACCAUAUCCAAUAAUUUCACUUGACCCCAAAGGAAGUGGACUAGUAAUUUUCGACGGAUUCCACGAGCACGGUUUUGACAAAUAUUUAAUCACACUACCUUCUGGUCAACGCGUCUCAGACUUCAAUAAGCAGUUAAACAAAUUUGCCGGUGGACCUGGAGCCAAAUUCGCAAAUGUUACAGACUUCAUAUCACAAUUCCGCGCAUCGCCUCAAUACGAGAUAGCCAAGGAAAUGCUCAAGAAAGCCAUAAUCGCUGACGACCUUGGUUUUUUACCGCAGGGCGUUUCGAACGUGAGUGACUGUGCUAUAAUGGAGACUAGCAUAAACCCUUAUGCUCUCGGAUCCAACUUAGAACAUCUAUCCGAAAAACACUAUGCGAAUUCGAGUGAUUUCCUGAUGGUAUUUAGGUACAAAACCAAUCAAACUUUGGAAGAUCAGGAAAAAAGGUCUGGGAACCUUUGUUUUGGUGCCAUCGGACCGAAGCUGAGAUUAAUUAUGCAAACACUUGGAUACUGCACGUCUAACAAUUCAGCUCCCUACCAACCAACACUUCCUCCUUUUGACCCACUGGCUGGGCCCCUCGGCGGUUGA